GCAUUUGCAUUUAUUUAAAAAGUUUUGGGGUGUAUUUUUUACACUAGAGGAUUGAAACAGCCAGUAGCUCACGACCAAACAGUAGUGAAACCAGUCAAAGUUAUUUCGUACGGCGCAGAUAUGGCGAAAGGAAACGGCCGAGGUGUUUUUUCAACAGGAGGGAGCAAGUGCUGUGGUUGUUGUUCAGGAUGUAUGCGGCGAGUUAGCAAAGACUUGUUGCUUGUUCUUAUAAUCAUUGGUGUCGUGAUCGGUUUUGUCAUCGGAGCUCUCGUCAACGAACCAGUCAAUAACAUCGAAGAUGUCGAAGACAAGAAAACGGUUUUGAUGUUGAUCGGAUUCGCUGGCGAGCUUUUCAUGAGUAUGCUGAAGAUGCUGAUUCUUCCUUUAAUUGUGGCUAGCUUGAUUUGUGCGUUGGCAUCUCUUGACGCGAAAGCUACCGGCCGUGUUGGAAGACGAGCUCUUGUUUAUUAUUUAUCGACGACCAUCUUGGCAGUCAUUCUUGGAAUAGUGUUGGUAGUGGCCAUCAGGCCUGGGGAAACUGACGAGGAAAAAACUGGGAAGAAAGAAGUACAACCUGUGAGAACCUUGGAUGCAUUUUUGGAUCUGAUCAGGAGCUGUUUCCCAAGUAACAUAGUUGCAGCAACCUUUCAGCAGAAAAAAACCAAAUAUGCAACGAGUGAGCCAGUGUAUAAAAUGGAAAAUACGACAUUUCCAAAUGGAUCAAGGGCAAUGCAGAAGGUCAUGACCAAGAGUGGUUCCAACACUGUUCCUAAUGGGCUGAUGGUGGAUCCAAAGGGAUCAAUCAAUGUCUUAGGACUUGUGGUGUUUUCCAUUGUGUUUGGAAUUGUUUUGGGAAGAAUCGGUGAGCGCGGCAUGCCCCUGAAGGCUUUCUUUGAGGCACUGAAUGAGGUGAUCAUGAAGAUGGUGACAUUGGUCAUGUGGUUUUCUCCAAUUGGUAUCUGCAGCCUAAUAGCAGCAAAAGUGGCAGCAAUGGCUGACAUCCUUGAGUCAUUAAAUAUGGUUGGCAUGUACAUGGCAACAGUGAUAGCAGGCUUACUGAUCCAUGCAAUAAUCAUUAUUCCAGUGCUGUAUCUGAUAGUAGUGCAUAAGAAUCCUCUGAGAUAUUUUCUUGGUUUGAGAGAUGCCAUAAUCACAGCAUUUGGAACCUCCUCAAGCUCUGCAACUCUGCCAACCACCAUACGUUGUCUUGAGGAGCAUAACAAAGUUGAUGCCCGCAUCAGUCGUUUUGUGCUACCUCUUGGUGCAACAGUAAAUAUGGAUGGUACAGCUUUGUAUGAAGCUGUUGCUGCUGUGUUUAUUGCCCAGGCCAAUGGCAUCACUCUGAAUGUUGGACAGCUGAUAACAACAUGUUUCACAGCCACUGCAGCUUCUAUUGGUGCCGCAGGAAUACCACAAGCAGGACUGGUUACCAUGGUGCUGGUCCUCCAAGCUGUCAAUCUACCCACUGAUGACAUUGGUCUCAUCUUAGCAGUGGACUGGUUUUUGGAUCGUACCCGCACUGCUGUGAACGUCAUUGGUGAUGCCUAUGGGGCUGGUAUUGUUGAGCACCUGUCCCGCAAUGACCUGAUGUCAAUGGAUUACACUGCACGAGAAGAGGACAUUCCCAUGGAACAGUUUGACAGAUACACACCAAAACCUGAAGGUACCAAUGGUGUACAUACAAGUGAUGCAUCCCUGCGUGCAACAAACUUCUAAGAGUGCUCUGGCCAAGCUGUAACUGGAUAAUAAGCUCCACUGUAAAAGUUUUAAAUAUAACGGUUAAUUAUUAUAGUUUGUAACUUAAGAAUGGAUGUAAUGGAAGAUUUGUUUUGUUCUAACAUGGUUAGCUUUCCUUUUUUCAUCAGAAGUAGCAGGUUUUUUAUUUUAAGGGCAUCAUUAAACCCUUUUAACUUGCAAGAUCUGGUUGUCAAUUCUCCUUGCUACCUACUACGCACUUCCUUGUAAAUUAGUGACAAGAAUUUGGUGUUAGAUCAAGAUAAUGUCUUCUACCUGAUAAGUUUGAGUUUUUUUCAUUUAUUUACUUGUUUGCUGGAUAAUGUAAGGAUAUUAUUGGAAAAAAUUGCUUGUUAAUCACUUCUGGGAAUUGAAGGGUUAUUAGUAAUUAAAAUUAUAAUAAUCAGUGCACUGAGAAAAGUAAACAACUUUUUGUAAUGACUUUGUUAACUCUUCACUUGAUGGGGCUUUCCAGGGCCAUUGUAGAUAAAGAAUAAAACAAAUUUUCUAAAUAGACGUGAAUUGUUUAAAAUUCACAAAUUGCUAAAGGAAGACUGAUCGGCUAUUUACAGACUGCAGGAAAGUAGUUAAACUUGGGGAUACAUAGAAAAAAAUACACAGUAAAUGAGGGUAACCCGUGGGAAACGCAUGAUAGUGUGGUCUUAUUGUCUGGGUGAGUGUUGUCCUGAUAAGGACUGUUGACAGUAGUAAUGGCCAAUGUCUUAACAACCUGAGCGGAAGUCAUCAUCAGAAUUAAGUGAAUGGUUGUUGUUGGUCAAAAAGUCUGGUUCAUUUUAACUGAUCGGUUAGUUUUCCCAUGAUGUUGUUGGCUGCAAGACUCAGGUGGAGAGUGAAAAAUUUAGUGUGUAUUAAGACGGCAUGCAAAGACCGAGUGUGAAGUUCAUUCAGCAAUUGAUGUUAUGCCUACUUAUAAGAAUACAGAAGUAAGUAAUUCAGGCAGUAGUUUAGGCAAGCAGUACAAUAAACCUAGAAUUUCUAGCAGGGUAGUUUCUGUAAUAUAAUUUUGCAAAGAGCAAAAUGUCUUGUAGGCAAGUAGUAUAGUACACCUAUACAAACUAUAUCCAAAAGGUUUCUUAAAUAAAAAUAAGGUGUGGUUGGUGUAA
Molecule: messenger RNA, 2858 nt
Organism: Pocillopora verrucosa
Lineage: Eukaryota; Metazoa; Cnidaria; Anthozoa; Scleractinia; Pocilloporidae
Product: excitatory amino acid transporter 3-like
Biological process (GO): L-glutamate transmembrane transport
Cellular component (GO): plasma membrane
Molecular function (GO): L-glutamate transmembrane transporter activity; neutral L-amino acid transmembrane transporter activity; glutamate:sodium symporter activity
Source: RefSeq, a predicted model, not a curated record